AGUCCGGCUCCGACCUCCCUCUCUCUGAUCGCUGCUUCUACACUACUCUUGUUGCCUACUUGCCACUCAGUCAGUCAGUCAGUCUUAGCUGCUACCUGUCUCCUCCCAAGUCACCGACAUUGCCGGAGAGGAGAUAUGUCUAGCCGGCGGUCACGGUCGAGGGCGUCGUCCGGUGGCGCGUCGCGGAUCAGCGACGAGCAGAUCAGCGACCUCGUCUCCAAGCUGCAGACGCUCCUCCCCGAGGCUCGCCUCCGGAGCAACGACAGGCAGGUGCCGUCGGCGAGGGUGCUGCAGGAGACGUGCAGCUACAUCCGGAGCCUGCACCAAGAGGUUGACGACCUCAGCGACCGCCUCUCCGAGCUGCUCGCCACCGCCGAUGUCAGCACCGCGCAGGCCGCCGUCAUCCACAGCCUCCUCAUGUAG
Messenger RNA from Phragmites australis (common reed), 423 nucleotides. Its product is annotated as transcription factor ILI6-like. Gene Ontology annotation, molecular function: protein dimerization activity. Bases 136 to 423 code for a protein of 95 amino acids. The transcript is spliced from 2 exons. Gene Ontology annotation, biological process: regulation of DNA-templated transcription; regulation of growth. The record is from RefSeq and is a predicted model, not a curated record. Lineage: Eukaryota; Viridiplantae; Streptophyta; Magnoliopsida; Poales; Poaceae.